Fusarium coffeatum is the source of this 1083-nucleotide messenger RNA. RefSeq lists its product as uncharacterized. NCBI's taxonomy places the organism in Eukaryota, Fungi, Ascomycota, Sordariomycetes, Hypocreales, Nectriaceae. The record is from RefSeq and is a predicted model, not a curated record. The coding region runs from base 1 to 1083 and encodes 360 amino acids. The transcript has a single exon. Gene Ontology annotation, molecular function: magnesium ion binding; NAD binding; oxidoreductase activity, acting on the CH-OH group of donors, NAD or NADP as acceptor.
AUGUCCAAACCUCUCAAAAUCGCCGUCAUCCCAGGUGAUGGCAUCGGCAAAGAAGUCAUGCCCUGGGGCGUCAAGUGUCUCGAAGCCGCAGCCCAAAAACACAACAUCUCCCUAUCUUUCCAAGAAUUCGACUUUGCCAGCUGCGAUUACUACGAAAAACACGGCAAAAUGAUGCCAGAUGACUGGAAAGACAUUCUCAAGCCUUUUGACGCUAUUUAUUUUGGCGCAGUCGGCAUGCCGGACCAAGUCCCCGAUAACGUUUCCCUCUGGGGAAGUCUUCUUAAGUUUCGGCGCGAGUUCGAUCAGUAUAUCAAUCUUAGACCAUGUCGUCUACUACCUGGUAUUCCUUCGCCUUUGGCGGGUAGGAAGCCGGGUGAGAUUGACUUUUGGAUCGUGAGAGAGAAUACGGAGGGGGAGUACUCUAGUGUUGGGGGUAUUAUGUUUGAAGGCACGGAACGAGAGACUGUUAUUCAGGAUACAGUUAUGACGCGUGUGGGCGUCGAUCGUGUUCUGAAAUAUGCCUUCGACCUUGCGCAGAGUCGACCGAGGAAGAAGUUGACCAGUGCUACAAAGAGCAAUGGCAUCAGCAUCACUAUGCCAUGGUGGGAUACCCGUGUCGCAGAAAUGAGCAAGAACUACAGCGACGUCGCUGUCGAAAAAUAUCACAUCGAUAUCCUGACAGCACACUUUGUUCAACGACCUCAGAUCUUCGACGUAGUCGUAGGCUCCAACCUCUUCGGCGACAUCCUCUCAGACCUGGGUCCCGCCUGCACCGGCACAAUCGGCGUCGCACCAUCAGCAAACAUCAACCCAACAGCUACCUUCCCAAGUUUAUUUGAACCAGUACAUGGAAGCGCGCCUGAUAUUUACGGCAAGGGAAUUGCGAAUCCCGUGGGAAUGAUUUGGGCUGGUCAAAUGAUGCUGGAGCACUUUGGAUACAAGGAGGCAGCUGAUGGGAUGAUGGGGGCUAUUGAACGUGUGCUCGGACGGGCGGAGAGUGAUGUUAUGACAGCUGAUGUUGGAGGGAAGGGAAAUACGAAGACUUUGGGCGAGGCUGUCGAGAAGGAGAUUCUUUCUGGAUAG